Molecule: messenger RNA, 7456 nt
Organism: Fukomys damarensis (Damara mole-rat)
Lineage: Eukaryota; Metazoa; Chordata; Mammalia; Rodentia; Bathyergidae
Gene: Dennd4c
Product: DENN domain containing 4C
Exons: 32
Coding region: 18-5882 (1954 amino acids)
Biological process (GO): regulation of Rab protein signal transduction
Cellular component (GO): cytoplasmic vesicle
Molecular function (GO): protein binding
Source: RefSeq, a predicted model, not a curated record
GAAAUAAAAUACCAGCCAUGAUAGAAGACAAAGGACCAAGAGUGACAGACUACUUUGUUGUGGCAGGUCUCACUGACACAUCUACUCUUUUGGAUCAAGAAAUAAAUCGUUUGGAUACUAAGUCAGCUGGGCCUAAAGCUCCAAUUACAGACAUUGCCAUUAUUAUCAAAUCAGCUGGGGAAGCAGUACCGGAAGGUUACACAUGUGUGGAAGCCACUCCCUCAGCUCUCCAAGCAAACUUGAAUUAUGGAAGUCUCAAAAGCCCAGAACUUUUCCUGUGUUAUAAGAGAGGAAGAGAUAAACCACCCCUUAUAGAUAUUGGAGUUUUAUAUGAAGGGAAAGAAAGGCUUAUUCCGGGAUGUGAAGUGAUCCAAGCUACACCCUACGGUCGUUGUGCCAAUGUCAACAACAGUUCGACCACUUCACAGAGGAUCUUUAUCACUUAUCGAAGGGCUCCCCCAGUUCGACCCCAGAACUCCUUGGCCGUCACUGAUGUCUGUGUUAUUGUGAGCAGCAAAGGAGAAACCCCUCCUCAUACCUUCUGCAAAGUUGACAAAAACUUAAACUGUGGGAUGUGGGGUUCCAGUGUGUUUUUGUGUUACAAGAAGUCUGUGCCUGCUUCAAAUGCAAUAGCAUAUAAAGCUGGUUUAAUUUUUAGGUAUCCAGAAGAUGAUUAUGAGUCCUUUCCACUCUCAGAAUCUGUACCCCUCUUCUGCCUUCCUAUGGGAGCCACUAUUGAAUGUUGGGAUCCUCAAACCAAAUAUCCACUUCCAGUUUUUUCAACUUUCGUCCUGACAGGUUCUUCAGCUGAAAAGGUCUAUGGAGCUGCCAUCCAGUUUUAUGAACCUUUCUCUCGGGACCUUCUAACAGAGAAGCAGCUUGUGCAGCUGGGCCUGUUGACACCUGUGGAGAGAAAAGUGGUCCCCAAAUCCAUCAACUCAAACAAAUGCAUUUGUUUACUCUCACACUGGCCUUUUUUUGAGGCUUUUAGAAAAUUUCUUAUGUUUAUCUACAAACUUUCUGUGUCUGGACCACAUCCUCUUCCCAUUGAAAAACACAUUUCACAUUUUAUGCAAAACAUCCCUUUUCCUUCACCACAAAGACCAAGGAUUCUUGUCCAGCUGUCAGUCCAUGAUACACUGAUACUGUCGCAGCCAGUUUCUACACCUUUACCACUAAGUGGAGCCAACUUUAGCACCUUACUGAUGAAUCUGGGUCCUGAGAAUUGUGCAACACUGCUGCUUUUAGUUUUACUUGAGAAUAAAAUUCUGCUGCAUUCUCUUAGGCCAGCUGUGUUGACUGGGAUAGCUGAAGCUGUUGUAGCUAUGAUCUUUCCAUUCCACUGGGAAUGCCCAUAUAUCCCGCUGUGUCCUCUGUCACUGGCUGCAGUGCUCAGUGCGCCUGUGCCAUUCAUAGUCGGAGUUGACUCGAGGUACUUUGAUCUUCACGACCCACCACAGGACGUUGUUUGCAUUGACUUGGAUACGAACAUGUUAUAUGUAUCAGAUGAAAAGAAAAAUAUGAACUGGAAGCAGCUUCCCAAAAAGCCAUGCAAAAAUCUCCUUAGCACCUUAAGGAAAUUACAUCCCCAGCUAUCUUCAGUUCACCGAAAAACUCAAGAAGGUUCUGCAGUAGAGAUGACUCCAAUCGAAGCAGAUUUCUCCUGGCAAAAAAAAAUGAUGCAACUUGAGAUGGAAAUUCAAGAGGCAUUUUUGCGAUUUAUGGCAUCUAUUUUAAAAGGAUAUAGAACAUAUCUCAGACCAAUAACAGAGGCUCCUUCAAAGAAAGCCACAGCUGUAGAUUCUUUGUUUGAUCGACAAGGAUUUUUAAAAAGUAGAGAUCGUGCCUAUACAAAAUUCUACACGCUUUUAUCUAAAACACAGAUUUUUAUCCGUUUUAUUGAAGAAUGCAGUUUUGUAAGUGAUAAAGAUACUGGAUUUGCAUUUUUUGAUGACUGCAUAGAGAAGUUGUUUCCUGAUAAAGGCACAGAGAAAACAGAUAAGAUUGAUUUUGAAUCAUCAGAAGAUACCAAGUUGAUAGAACUAGAUGAAUCUCAGAAGAGUGAGCAUACUGUACUUAUAAUGCCACCUGAGCCACCUCCUGAUGAUGGAAAGGACCUGUCCCCAAAGUACAGUUACAAAUACUUUCCAAGACUGGAUCUUAAACUUUUUGACAGACCACAGGAGUUGAAACUCUGUUUUAGUAGACACCCUACUGGGAACAGCAUUACAAACAGCCCGGCUCUCAUGGCUAAAAGAACCAAACAGGAGAUAAAAACAGCUCAUAAAUUGGCGAAGAGAUGUUAUGUAAAUCCACCACAGUGGGCGAAGUGCCUGUUCAGUCACUGUUACAGUUUAUGGUUCAUCUGUCUCCCAGCCUAUGUUAGGGUUUCUCACCCUAAGGUCAGAGCGCUUCAGCAGGCGUAUGACAUACUUCUGAAGAUGCGGAAAGCAUGUGUGGACCCACUAGACGAGGUGUGCUAUCGAGUAGUAAUGCAACUUUGUGGACUCUGGGGUCAUCCUGUUUUAGCAGUGAGAGUCUUAUUUGAAAUGAAAACUGCUAAGAUAAAGCCAAAUGCUAUUACUUACGGUUAUUAUAAUAAGGUAGUUUUGGAGAGCCCAUGGCCUACAAGCACUCGUAGUGGUAUUUUCUUGUGGACGAAGGUGCGGAAUGUGGUACGUGGCCUGGCCCAAUUUAGGCAGCCGCUUAAAAGGACCAUACAGAAGUCACCGGUCUCUUCAACAUCAGCUCCUCAGCAGGCUGCAGGUGGAAGCGAUGGGGACACAGCAAGCCACGGUAGCAUGGAUAGCUCCAACGAUGCUAACAGCGGGGAGCACCCGCUCUUCACCAGAGACCUGGUCAGGCUCGAUUCCAUGGGCAAUCACUGUAGCACAGGUGGCCAGUCUGACCAAGGAUAUGGGUCUAAGGAUGAACUUAUAAAGGAUGAAAUUCGUGUACCUGAAGAAGUAGCACAAGAAUUGAUAACUAAAACAAAAGUGCAAAAAGAAGAGGUGUGUGAUGCCUCUGCUCUUACUGCAAGAUAUUCACAGCCUAUACUGGAGCCUCAGAGUCCUCCUGAACCGCCUUCAUGUGGCAGCAGCAUUGUGAGAGCCCCAUCUGGCAUAUUUGAUAUCAGCAACAGGAAAAGUAGUACUGGGAGUACAUCAAAUGUGCUGUUUUCUACUCAGAAUCCAGUUGAAGAUGCAGUCUUUGAUGAAGUCGCCAAUCUUAAGAAGAAUGGUGACAAAGGAGAAAAAAGACAAAAACAUUUUUCAGAGAGAAGUUGUAGCUUCAGCUCUGAAAGUCGAGCAGGCAUGUUACUUAAGAAGAGCAGUUUGGACUCGAAUCCAAGUGAAGCGGCUGUUAUGAUGGGCGCGGAUGCCAAGAUUCUCACAGCAGCCCUGAGCUGUCCUAAGACUUCUCCGCCCCGUGUUGCCAGGGCCCAGAGCUUUGAGAACGUUAGCUGUGCUCUGCCUGAGUCACGGACUUGCGGGUCCGAGAGCCCCUGGGAUUCUGAGCACAGGGCGCCUGCUGUGUUGGAGAUGCUGGAGGAAAGCCAAGAGCUCCUCGAGCCUGCGGAUGGUGACAGUGCGGCCAGAACUGCCCGGGCAGAGGCUGUGUGCGACAGUCCACAAAAUGAUUGCAGCAGCAGUCAGUCCAGAGACUUGGGCCCAGGCACGGAAGAUCGAGUGAAUAAGAGAAGCAGUUUGUACAGUGCUGCUAAAGCUGUUGAGAGGGAGGAUGUUGAAGCUGGACUAGACCCUUUAUCUCUUUUAGCCACUGAAUGUACAGAAGAGAACAUUCUGGAUUCUGAGGAUAAGAUGUUCUCUCCAGUUAUUACACGUAAUCUGGCUGAUGAAAUCGAAAGCUACAUGAACCUAAAAAGUCCCCUGGGUAGUAAAUCUUCCAGUAUGGAAUUGCACGGAGACGGAAACAGUGAACCUGGCAAUACUGCUGCAUUUCUUCAUCCGUUAGAGAGGAGAUCAAGCCUACCUUUAGAUCAUGGUCCGCCAGCACAAGAGAAUCCUGAAAGUGAAAAGAGUUCCCCUGCGGUGUCCAGGUCUAAAACUUUCACUGCUCGUUUCAAGCAGCAGACUCCCCAUCGAACUUACAAAGAUCGUUCCACUUCCUUAUCAGCGUUGAUGCGUUCUCCACAUGGCUCACUAGGUUCUGUAGUAAAUUCUUUGUCAGGGCUAAAGCUGGAUAAUAUACUCUCAGGACCCAAGAUAGAUGUCCUCAAAUCUGGUAUGAAACAGGCAGCAACAGUAGCCAAUAAGGUGUGGGAGGCCGUAGCAUCUGCCUACAGCUACUCAGAUGAUGAGGAAGAAAUGAUUAAAGAUUACAGCUUCCCUGCUGGCCUAGAAGACCAUAUUUUAGGGGAGAAUGUAUCUCCUAAUACAAGUAUUUCGGGGUUGGUCGCCAGUGAACUUACCCAGAGCAACACAAGCCUUGGCAGUAGUAGCAGCAGUGGAGAUGCUGGAAAACCCCAUUAUCCAACAAGUGAAGUUCCAUUUCCAAGAGGCACAAAGGGACAGGACUUUGAAAAAUCAGACCAUGGCUCCUCUCAAAAUACCAGCAUGUCUAGCAUCUAUCAGAAUUGUGCAAUGGAGGUUUUGAUGUCAAGUUGUUCACUAUGUAGAACCUGUGGAGCUCUAGUUUAUGAUGAAGAAAUUAUGGCUGGAUGGACAGCAGAUGACUCAAAUUUGAACACAACUUGUCCGUUUUGUAGAAGCAAUUUCUUGCCUCUUCUCAAUAUAGAAUUUAAGGACUUGAGAGGCUCUGCAAGCUUUUUCUUGAAGCCAAGUACCUCUGGUGACAGUUUACAGAGUGCCAGCAUUCCACUGGCAAGUGAACCAUUGGAGCACAAAGCUGUGUGCAGUUCAGCAGAGCCUGACUUGAUUAACUUCAUGGAUUUCCCGAAACAUAGUGAGACUGUAACUGAAGAGACGAGCUGCCCCACUGAGUCAAGUGAUACAAUGAAGAAAGCCAGUGGAGAUGUCCAGACUGUGACAAUGUCAUCAGUGCCUAGCAGUUUAUCCAAGCGAAGUGUCUCUUUGACUCGAAGUCACAGUGUUGGAGGUCCUUUGCAGAGCAUUGACUUCUCCCAGCGACCGUUCCAUGGUAUUUCAACAGUGAGUCUUCCAAACAGUCUGCAGGAAGUUAUGGACCCUCUAGGAAAGAGGCCCAAUCCUUCUCCUGUUUCUGUGCCUUACUUGAGUCCCCUUGUGCUUCGUAAAGAACUUGAAUCUUUGCUAGAAAAUGAAGGCGACCAGGUGAUCCAUUCCUCCUCUUUCAUCAACCAGCACCCCAUCAUCUUCUGGAACCUCGUUUGGUAUUUCAGGCGCUUGGACCUUCCGAGUAACUUGCCAGGACUUAUCCUCACAUCUGAGCAUUGUAACGAAGGUGUCCAGCUUCCUCUGUUGUCUCUGUCCCAGGAUAGCAAACUUGUAUAUAUUCAGCUGCUAUGGGAUAAUAUCAACCUUCAUCAGGAGCCCGGAGAACCUCUAUAUGUCUCAUGGAGGAAUUCCAAUUCUGAAAAGAAACUGUGUCUUCUGUCUGAGGAACAAGAAGCAACAAGCACUUUAGUAGAAACCAUCAGGCAGAGUAUUCAGCACAACGAUGUUCUGAAACCUAUCACUCUGCUCUCCCAGCAGAUGAAGCCAGAUGUGAAGAGACAGAGGAGUUUAUACAGAGAAAUCCUCUUCUUAUCACUGGUGUCUCUUGGAAGAGAAAAUAUUGAUAUUGAGGCAUUCGACAAUGAAUAUGGAGUGGCAUACAACAGUCUGUCUGCACAGAUUCUGGAAAAGUUACAGAAGAUCGAUGCCCCACCAAGCACCAGUGUGGAGUGGUGUAGAAAGUGUUUCGGAGCACCUCUCGUGUAAAUAAGACUCGUUAGCGCUGGGAGAGUUGAUCUGGAAUCGUUCAAGGCUUUUUCACAGUCCUAAGAAUUGGUGAAAACAAAUGAAGUAAUGAAUUGUAAUUCACUGAAUCGUCUCAAAAUGUAAAAGGCCAUUAACAUACCCUGAGGUUCAUUGAUGUUGAAGAUUCUCAGCUUGUGCAUGCUGCCUCUUCUGGAAAUGGUUUUGGAUUUCUCAGUAUUUGUAGUAGGUUGGUAGUAGUACUGAGAAACUGUACCUAUGCCAGGUGCCUGUUUAUAAUUGAUUGAAGCUGUUAGGUUUGGGAGAUGGCAGAGGAAACCUGCUACCCCAACACAUGGGCUCUUUCAAGCACAAGAGCAAUUCCUUGUGUGAGACUGUAUAAAUGUGGGGCUUUGUAGGUGUGUUAUGUCAGUGUGUAUUUAUUAAAAUUCUUAGACUGCAUGUCGCAGUAGUUUCAUGGUAGGGUCUUACUGCCUACUGGUGACGACUACUAAAAUCAUCUGUAGUCGUUAAUCUCACAAUUACCUGAAUGCCUUGACAGUUGCCUUCCCUCUGACCUUAAAUUUAAUAUAUAUCUUCCCCUUUUACAUUAUAUAUUAUCUUGCAUUAUGAAUUAUAUCUUAACUAUCCAGGUACUUCCCUCCUUCUGUCCUCUUCCAAUACCAUGUUAAUUUGCAGUGGCUUUAAAAUUGGCAUGAGUCCAACAGUUAAGAUGAAAUAAACUUCGUAACUACACUUACUUGUAAGUUAUGCUUAAAGUGCUAAGGGGUGUAUUAUCUUCAGUCCUGAAACCUUUGUUCAGGCAUGUAAAUUGUUGCUAUUAGUCACAUAAAAACCUGUGGGAUAGCUGGGUGUGGUGGCCCAUGCCUGUAAUCCCAGCACUUGGGAGGCUGAGGCAGGAUUACCACAAAUUUUAGGCCAGCCUGAGCUACACAGUGAGAUCCUGUCUCAAAAAAACAGAACAAAAGACCUGUGGGAUAAACUUGCACUGCACACAGAAGUUGUAUUCAUGUGUCAUAUUUAAUUUGUAUGUUCAUGAGUAAAAAUGUGUAUUUGUAAAUACUAUUUUUUAGGUUGAAUCAAUGAAGUCUUAAAAUUUUGAAGCUUACGGAGCUCACUGCCUGUGGGGUUAUGAAUACCAUGGCCUCACAUGCCUCACUUUGACUUUUAUCACGCCUUUUGUUAAAAGUAUCCACGGGACAGUAAGUUUGCCUUAACUCUCUGCAUGGUUUAAAAUGCCGAUUGCUGAAUAUGUGCAUUUAUAAUAAUUCUGCAGAUGACUAAAUCACAAAAGAAUGACUUUCAUAUACACAUGUACAACCUUUUAAAAAUUAUUUUAUGGAUCUAUCAGCAUUUAAAGGGUUCAUCUGACCUGUGUGGUGCAGGCUGAAUUUAUUGUCAGAAUGCUAUGUGAAAAGACUUCUUAGAAAUUAUAUACAGUCUUAUCGUCAAAGUAGACCUUUUGCACUAUAUAAAGAGUACAUAUUUUUGCAAUUUACAUUUUAACAGUGACCCAACAAAUUUUGGAAUACCUUGCAUAUAAAAAAAUUGAGGUUGAAUAAAAUGAAGACUAAAUC